Messenger RNA from Emys orbicularis (European pond turtle), 1977 nucleotides. It is a transcript of the gene CABLES2, whose product is annotated as Cdk5 and Abl enzyme substrate 2. Bases 1 to 1470 code for a protein of 489 amino acids. The record is from RefSeq and is a predicted model, not a curated record. The transcript is spliced from 9 exons. NCBI's taxonomy places the organism in Eukaryota, Metazoa, Chordata, Testudines, Emydidae. Gene Ontology annotation, biological process: regulation of cell cycle.
AUGGCGGCGGCCGCGGCGUGCGGGUCCCCCGCCAGCCGGCCGUCCCGGGAGCAGCCCCCGCCGCGGAAGCGGGGCGACUCCCGGCGCAGGCAGGCCGCCCUCUACUUCCUCAACAACAUCUCCCUCGACGGGCGCCCCCCCGGCCUGGCCCCGCAGAAGCCGCCGCCCCCCUCGGCCCCGGCGGCGGGGGAGGAGGAGGCGGCAGAGCCGGCCGGAGCCCUCACCCGGCUCCUUCCCGCCCCGCUGCCCGCCAGCGGGCCCCCCCCGGCCCACGCCGUGGGGGCCAAGGGCGAGGCGGAGCCGGCCCGGCUGGCCGCCUUCCUGCCCCAGCUGCUCCUGGGCGGCCAGGUCGGGCCCACGCCCCCCACGCCGCCCGCCCUGCCGGGCCCCCCGGGGCUGCUCAGCCCCACGCAGCUCGUCCCAGGAGGAGGCGGCGGCGGAUUCACGCUGGAGGUGCAGCGGCAAAGAACUAAGCACAUAUCUGGAUCGCCAAGACACAAAAGCUUGAAGAAGAUGCACUUCAUCAAGAAUAUGAGACAAUAUGAUACAAAGAAUAGCAGGAUAGUAUUAAUCUGUGCUAAACGAACCUUAUGUGUGGCUUUUUCUAUCCUGCCGUAUGGGGAGAGCUUACGAAUCAGUGAUCUAAAAAUGGAAGGGCAGAAACAGCGACAUCCUUCUGGUGGCGGUUCAGUCUCUUCAGAGAUGGCUCUUGGAUUGGAAGGAGUGGAGCUUGGAGCUGAUGGCAAGGUUGUGUCCUAUGCAAAGUUCUUGUAUCCAACCAAUGCCCUUGUUGGCCGCAAAAUUGAUAAUCAUGGUGCUGUUCCUUCAUGUCGAUUCAGUGCUUCACGGAGCCUUACGGGGUCAAGACAUAAAACUGUAACCACUAAAACAAUACCACCAGGAACAGAAAUAGGAAACGAAGUUGGUGAGUCAUCAGAGUAUAAUCCGAAUCUCCUGGAUGAUCCUCAAUGGCCCUGUGGGAAACACAAGCGGGUUCUCAUCUUUGCAUCUUACAUGACCACAGUAAUCGAAUAUGUGAAACCCUCAGACCUUAAAAAGGACAUGAAUGAAACUUUUAAAGAGAAGUUUCCUCACAUCAAGCUAACGCUGAGCAAAAUUAGAAGCUUAAAGAGAGAGAUGUGGAACUUGAGUGAAGAGUGCAAUCUAGAGCCAGUUACUGUGUCAAUGGCGUAUGUUUACUUCGAGAAGCUUGUUCUCCAAGGCAAGCUCAACAAACAGAACCGCAAACUGUGCGCUGGUGCUUGUGUGCUUCUUGCAGCCAAGAUCAGCAGUGAUCUCAGGAAACAUGAAGUUAAACACCUUAUUGAUAAACUAGAAGAAAGAUUCAGAUUCAACAGACGAGAUCUCAUUGGAUUUGAAUUUACAGUGCUUGUAGCUUUGGAGCUGGUCCUCUACCUUCCUGAAAACCAAGUUUUACCUCAUUAUAGACGUCUCACACAGCAAGCCUGACCAAAGCUACAUUCCAGCUGCUCACCAGUGGCUCUGGGGAUUAACAGCAUUACUGAACAUUUUGCUCCUGAAUUUGACACUUGCCACUGACCUUCUCUAUGUCACAAUGUACAUCAGAUCAUGCCUACAGCUAGUUUGAAGACUGCAGCAUGAUUUUUAAACAGUCAAGGUGUACAUUAACGAUACAGGUACCAAGUCUGUAUCAGGAGAUGGUACAGAAAGGGUUGUCUUGAACUUUAUUUUCCUUUGGACAUUAAAGCACAAAUGAUUCACAAACUAGCUGCCUUUGUGGCUGCUGGUUAUUCUGUAUUUUCCUUUUCAAUUUUACUAGGAAAUGGUCAGUUCUUCCCUACAAAGGAUGCUACACUAUUGUUCGCUUAGAUUGUUUCAACCUUUAUUUUCUUCCUUGAAACUAAAGGGAGCAACACUUCCAUUCAAAGAAAUCAUAAACUUCAAAUAGUGUAUCUGAGAAUUUUCUUGCAUUUUUACAUUAAUAAAAUGCAUACU